AUGGGUAUAGUAACAGAGUCAUCACAGUUCCAUGUUUUGGCUGUUGAUGAUAGUCUCUUUGAUCGGAAAAUGAUAGAGAGAUUGCUCCAAAAGUCUUCGUGUCAAGUAACUACAGUUGACUCAGGCUCUAAAGCUCUCGAAUUUCUUGGUUUGAGAGAAAGUGACGAUAUCAACGACCCAAAUGCGCCCUCUACAUCACCCCAAACUCAUCAGGAAGUUGAAAUAAAUCUCAUAAUUACAGAUUACUGUAUGCCUGGCAUGACUGGUUAUGAUUUGCUCAAGAAAGUUAAGGAAUCAGCAGCGUUUAAAAGCAUUCCCGUUGUAAUAAUGUCAUCUGAGAACGUUCCUGCUAGAAUCUCCAGAUGUUUGGAAGAAGGAGCUGAAGAGUUUUUCUUGAAACCAGUAAAGUUGGCUGAUCUUACAAAGUUGAAACCUCAUAUGAUGAAAACCAAACUGAAGAAAGAAAGUGAGAAACUAGCCAAAGAAGAGAACGCACUUUUGAUACCGGUUAUAGAAGAAGAUUCAUCAGUAAUUGAAAUCUUGCCUCUCAGUCAAGAACUUGAAUCCGAACAACAUGAACCAAUGUUGAGUAGUAACAAGAGGAAAGCUAUGGAAGAAGUGAUAUCUACAGAUCGAUCACGUCCUAAAUACAAUGAUAUCACGACAUCGGUCUAA
Molecule: messenger RNA, 675 nt
Organism: Microthlaspi erraticum
Lineage: Eukaryota; Viridiplantae; Streptophyta; Magnoliopsida; Brassicales; Brassicaceae
Source: the annotation of a GenBank genome assembly